GGUUAGAAGUGGGUCAUUUUCCGGCUGAAGUGAAUUCUCCGGCGGUUUUCCGGUGCGUUAGGGUGAGUGCCAUGGACGAGGCUGAGGAGCAGUUGGCUUAUCAGACGGCUUUGAACAUCGGUGGGCAUGUUUUCAAGGGAAUUCUAUACGACCAUGGUCCUGAAGGUCGAUACAACAACCCUGGCGAAGGUAGUUCAUCCGGCGGUGGUGGUGCUCAACUUCAACAACUUAUUACUUCCGGCAGGACGGCUGGUGCGACGGCGUCCACCAGCAUCCAUCCAGCUGUCAAUUUUAUUGACCCUUCUUCCACAUACCCGACUCCUUUCAGUGCUUUCAUGGCGGGUACGCAAUUCUUCCCACCACCAAGAUCUUGA
This is a messenger RNA of Cynara cardunculus var. scolymus (artichoke), 374 nucleotides long. Its product is annotated as protein SHI RELATED SEQUENCE 1-like. The annotation marks the transcript as partial. Gene Ontology annotation, molecular function: DNA-binding transcription factor activity; DNA binding. NCBI's taxonomy places the organism in Eukaryota, Viridiplantae, Streptophyta, Magnoliopsida, Asterales, Asteraceae. Gene Ontology annotation, cellular component: nucleus. The transcript has a single exon. The record is from RefSeq and is a predicted model, not a curated record. Gene Ontology annotation, biological process: positive regulation of DNA-templated transcription.